Bufo gargarizans (Asiatic toad) is the source of this 809-nucleotide messenger RNA. It is a transcript of the gene MANF, whose product is annotated as mesencephalic astrocyte derived neurotrophic factor. The transcript is spliced from 4 exons. The record is from RefSeq and is a predicted model, not a curated record. The coding region runs from base 71 to 616 and encodes 181 amino acids. Gene Ontology annotation, cellular component: endoplasmic reticulum. Lineage: Eukaryota; Metazoa; Chordata; Amphibia; Anura; Bufonidae. Gene Ontology annotation, biological process: neuron projection development; dopaminergic neuron differentiation.
GAAAGGUUGCUAGGAGAAGCUGGGCUGGAAUUGCCGGUGAGAGCAGUGUGAGGAGAGCAGCGGAUCCGGGAUGAGGGUUCUCUGCGCGCUGACGGUGAGCGGCCUCCUGCUGCUGCUGCUGCCCGCCCGGGGCCAGGCGCUGAAGGCCGGGGACUGCGAGGUCUGCGUGUCCUUCCUGAGCCGCUUCUAUCAGUCCCUUCAAGAGAAGAAUGUGGAGUUCACGCCAGCGGCGGUGGAGGCGGAGCUGAUGAAGUCAUGUGAAGCCGCCAAAGGGAAAGAGAACCGAUUUUGCUAUUACAUCGGAGGCACCAGUGAUGCAGCCACAAAGAUCACCAACGAGGUUUCCAAGCCGCUGAGUCACCACAUCCCGGCCGAGAAGAUCUGCGAGAAACUCAAGAAAAAGGACAGUCAGAUCUGUGAGCUGAAAUAUGACAAGCAGAUUGAUCUCAGCACGGUGGAUCUGAAGAAACUGCGGGUGAAGGAACUGAAGAAAAUCCUGGACGACUGGGGCGAGAGCUGCAAGGGCUGCGCCGAGAAGUCCGACUACAUCCGCAAGAUCAACGAGCUGAUGCCCAAGUACGCGCCCAAUGCAGCAAACGCACGGACAGACCUCUGACCCACGGACCCCCAUGGACUCCUGCACUGACUGACUUCUAGUUUAAUUUACUUUUUUAGAUUUUUGUUUUUCUCUCGUUAGUCCGGGGGCCGUGGCUCCUCCUCUCGCGCGGUCGGACCGCAGCGCCGCGUUAUAAGGGUUCAUUUUCUUUGAGUGGCAUUUUUUUCUAUGAAAAUAAAAGAAUCCACUCUGA